This is a messenger RNA of Melozone crissalis (California towhee), 489 nucleotides long. Its product is annotated as fatty acid-binding protein, adipocyte. The record is from RefSeq and is a predicted model, not a curated record. Gene Ontology annotation, molecular function: fatty acid binding. Lineage: Eukaryota; Metazoa; Chordata; Aves; Passeriformes; Passerellidae. Gene Ontology annotation, biological process: fatty acid transport. Gene Ontology annotation, cellular component: cytosol; nucleus. Bases 1 to 399 code for a protein of 132 amino acids. The transcript has 4 exons.
AUGUGCGACCAUUUUGUGGGCACCUGGAAGCUCCUUUCCAGUGAAAACUUUGAGGACUAUAUGAAAGAACUGGGUGUGGGGUUUGCUACCAGGAAGAUGGCUGGUGUGGCCAAGCCUAAUGUAACUAUCAGCAUCAAUGGUGAUGUGAUUACCAUCAAAACAGAAAGUACCUUCAAAAACACAGAGAUCUCUUUCAAGCUGGGUGAAGAGUUUGAUGAGACCACAGCAGAUGACAGAAAAACAAAGAAUGUCAUAACCCUAGAGAAUGGUGUGCUGAAGCAGGUGCAGAAGUGGGAUGGAAAAGAGACUAUCAUAAAGAGAAAGGUGGUGGAUGGGAACCUGGUGGUGGAAUGCACCAUGAAUAAUGUUUCCUGCAAAAGAACCUAUGAAAAAGCAUGAAGAAGCCACCUUCACACAGGACUAAUGCUUAAAGCUGGAGUAAAACAACUUAACCAAAGGAGAAAAGCCCCACAAAUCUGUUUUAAAGAG